Molecule: messenger RNA, 1377 nt
Organism: Rubroshorea leprosula
Lineage: Eukaryota; Viridiplantae; Streptophyta; Magnoliopsida; Malvales; Dipterocarpaceae
Source: the annotation of a GenBank genome assembly
AAAUCUAAAAGUCCUUUCUCUUAGCCCCAAUUUUUGAAGAUUGAAUUUAAUUCAACCAUUUCCCAAUCUCCCCCAUUCUUCAAAUUGUCAAAUACUAAAACUUAGUAGAAAGAAUCCUGAAUUUCUGAAUUUCGAGAAAUUUGUCCCUCACUGAUUUUCAGAGAUUACGCUGAUUUUCGAGAGUAUGUGAUUCUGAACCGAAAUUGAGUGGUUUUGCUUGAGUUGAGGAGUUUAGGAGAAGACAAGUUGGGGUUGGGGUUUGUGUUGAACAGUGUUUGAGAGAGAGAGAGAGAUUAGGGUUUUUGGUGAAGAUGAUAGAUGUAAUACUGCAUAUAUACGACGUGACGAACAGUGGAUCGGAGAAAACCAAUAACACCAUUCUUCAAAUCAAUAAGAUCUUCAAGGACGGAAUCGGCCUCGGCGGCAUCUUCCACAGCGCCGUUCAGGUUUAUGGAGCUGAUGAAUGGUCCUUUGGGUAUUGUGACCAAGGAACUGGAGUUUUUCAUUGUCCUUCUAGAGAGAAUCCAAUGUAUACAUACCGUGAGACCAUUGUCCUUGGUAAAACAAACUGCUCAAUUUUCAAGGUAAACCAGAUCUUGCAGGAACUUAGUAGAGAGUGGCCUGGACAUGCAUAUGACUUGUUAUCCAAAAAUUGCAAUCACUUCUGUGAUGAGCUCUGCGAAAGGCUUGGUGUACCAAAGCUUCCAGGUUGGGUUAAUCGCUUCGCUAAUGCUGGUGAUACAGCUCUUGAGAUUGCAGGAAACACAGCUCUACGGUUGAGACAAGCCAAGACAGAGAUAGUAUCAGCCAGCAAAGUGGCAUAUCGUUUCCUUGCGGGUGUUACCUCUGGUGCCAAUGGAGGAACUCCUGACUCUCCUGGCGAUUCAAACAGAGGAUCCGCCAGAUUUCAAGCAACUUGGUUUAGAAACCUCAUUACCAGCGGUGCCAAGCCAUCCAGUAGUUCCGAAAUAGAUAAUCAAGGUGAGAAUGUGAAUCAGCAACAACAACAGAGUGUAUCUUUAACACAACCCUUGAGUCAGGAUUCACUAGAUUCAGAAAUACCAAUGCAACAUAGUAGAUUACGUGACAUGUGAUGAGACGUUUUUUUAAAGCAUCAUUGUUUUGUAUACUAGUUGAACCUUGGAAAGCAAAUUAAGUUCAUGUAUAUCAUUUGUUGCCCCCCAACUUAAAUUUGUCAAAAUGCUGUCCUGGCGAUAGAACUAAACUGAAAAGAUUGUCAAUCUAUCAAUGUCUUUUAUCCUAUAUAUCAUUUGUUCCAAAAGUUAAGAUAGUGACUUGUGCAAGGACAUGGUUAUUGCCACACAAAAUUCUCACUCUGUAUAGUUUGACUGUUGGUAAUAAAUUAGUCCAUGGGCA